Messenger RNA from Jaculus jaculus (lesser Egyptian jerboa), 2053 nucleotides. It is a transcript of the gene Srsf3, whose product is annotated as serine and arginine rich splicing factor 3. Gene Ontology annotation, biological process: mRNA splicing, via spliceosome. Gene Ontology annotation, cellular component: nuclear speck. NCBI's taxonomy places the organism in Eukaryota, Metazoa, Chordata, Mammalia, Rodentia, Dipodidae. Gene Ontology annotation, molecular function: RNA binding. The transcript has 6 exons. The record is from RefSeq and is a predicted model, not a curated record. The coding region runs from base 178 to 672 and encodes 164 amino acids.
GUCCGCCAUUUCGUGGACGCCGUAGUGGAUAAAGAGAGCGGCCUGUAGGGUGGGAGGGAGAAAAAGAAAAGAAAACAAAAAACAACCAAGUGGAGCCCGAGGGGCGCGGCGGCUAGGCCUCGUCGGAGCCUGUGUGGAUUCGAAGGGUGUCGGUGUCGGGAACCCGAGGAUCUCGAAAUGCAUCGUGAUUCUUGUCCGUUGGACUGCAAGGUGUAUGUAGGUAAUCUUGGAAACAAUGGCAACAAGACUGAAUUGGAACGGGCUUUUGGCUAUUAUGGACCACUCCGAAGUGUGUGGGUUGCUAGAAACCCUCCCGGCUUUGCUUUUGUUGAAUUUGAGGAUCCCCGAGAUGCAGCUGAUGCUGUCCGCGAGCUAGAUGGAAGAACACUAUGUGGCUGCCGUGUGAGAGUGGAACUGUCGAAUGGUGAAAAAAGAAGUCGAAAUCGUGGCCCACCUCCCUCUUGGGGUCGUCGUCCUCGAGAUGAUUACCGUAGGAGGAGUCCUCCACCUCGGCGCAGAUCUCCAAGGAGGAGAAGCUUCUCUCGCAGCCGGAGCAGGUCCCUUUCCAGAGAUAGGAGAAGAGAGAGAUCACUGUCUCGGGAGAGAAAUCACAAGCCGUCUCGAUCCUUCUCUAGGUCUCGAAGCCGAUCUAGGUCAAAUGAAAGAAAAUAGAAGACCAGUUUGCAACACAAGUGGUGUACAGGAAAUAACUUCAUUUGACAGGAGUAUGUACAGAAAAUUCAAGUUUUGUUUGAGACUUCAUAGGCUUGGUGCAUUUUUAAGAUGUUUUAGCUGUUCAGAUUUGUCUUUCUCUUGGAACAGUGACACAUGUAACAAUGUCAUUCUCUAUGGUUUGAAAUGGAUCAUAUGAGGCAUGUAAUACCAAGAAUUGUUACUUUACAAUGUUCCCUUAAGCAAGAUUGAAUUUGCUUGGAAUUUUAGUUUUUCAUAGUCUGAAAUAAACCUAAAUCCUGCCCAGCUAAAGUGUGACAUGUUAAUGUUGUAGAACAAAACUGGCAGAAAUUAAACAGAUGUAGGCUCUUCCGUGGCUGGAAUAGUGUGCAGCUGCAUAUAAGUUUUUACCAGCUGCCGUGAACAUAGGCCAACAGGUAAAGAGAAAAAGGCUGCGCCAUUCAUGAAAGUAGAGGUGGUGGGAAAAUCCCAACUGGGCAGAGGUUCCCUAGUUGGUGUAGAAUCUGAAAAACUUAAAAGAAUGUUUACCUUGGUCUGGGUCCUAAGUUCUGUAUGUGAUCACUAUAUACAUUUGUAACAUUUGAAAAUUUCAAAAUACCAAUGUCUGUCAGUUUAAGGGUACAUUGUAGAGCUCAACUAUUGAGUUACUGUGCAAGAUUUUUUUUCAUGCUGUCAUUUGUCAUGUUUGUGAGAAUCCUUGGGAUUAAAGUUUUGGUUACAAAUUGUUGUUUAACUUGAAAGCCUGUUUUUCCUUGCAAAUUUCGUAUCUGUGAGCUUGGUACCAAGUCCAGGUAUAACAUUCCUAUUGGAAGCCAUACUUAUAUUUUCUUGUAAAGUGCUUUUGAAUUAAUAAAAUAUUAGCAUAAUUGUGUAACAGUCAGUUGAAACCACUGUUAAACCAUUGGAAGGCAGUUUGUUACACAAUUCUUUGUAAGAAAGACAACUGAGAGAUACUGUGGAUUACUGAAGAGACUUGCUUGUCACCUAAGUGGUUGUUAGCAGUUACCAUUUUUUUCCUAAGGAGUUUAAGCCAGUUUUCAGGAUCCAUGUGAUACCUAGUGACUAACACUUAAAGUGUAAGCACCAACUUUGGUAUAUUGUAACUCGAAGUAAAUCGCCCAUAAAAAGGCUAUUUAGCAUGAAAACAUUCCACAAAGUUUUAAAACUUGCUUCCAUUUUAUAAUUUGAGAUGUUGCAUGGGAAUUCCAAACGAUCCAUCAUGAUGUACAAGUCACAAUAUGGUCAAAUGUAAUGGGUGCACAGUUGACAAUGAAGGCAUGCAUAACCUUCCUCUUAAAAAUUUAGAGGAGUUGUGAUAACAGAUUUUUUGUGCAAUUAGAUUAAAUCAUAAUGCAACAGU